UACACAAUUUGUACACUGAUGUGCUUUAUGUCAAUGCUUAUAAGCGUCCAAAUUACCUUUGGUUGUAUGGGUUUGGAGGCCCGUUUUUGCACAUAUUAAACAACUAAUUAUAACAAUUGCUGGAUGAAUGAUAAAGCAGAGUUGAUAAAUGAAACAAAACAAGCACUUUUGUGAAUGAGUCACCCUUAUAAAUAGGGAUAAUAAUGGAGAAGAAAGUCUCAAACUUGCAAGAUCAUCAGGUAUAAUGUUCAGACAAUGAGUGGGAGCCCGAUUUUGUGGACCCAGAGAAUGUUUGCUUUAUUUUCAUACACAAAUAAGCGUUAUUCUAUUGUAGGGUUCUUAGAUCUGAAACAGAAAAAGUACCUAUAUAGGCAGAAACAGUGUUAAUUCAUAGCAACUUCCUCACGUCGUGUACAUGAAAUCAAGUUUCAGAUCAAGUUUUGCAGAAGUUGUUAGUGAACUACAUUCAUAAACUAUACAGAUUGUCUGCAGAUUUACAUCAGUGAAACAAGAAAUGUAACUACAGUUCAGUAGACAGUAUAAAUCUUAAUUUGAUGUGUUACUAGUGACUGUCUUGUAAUUGUAAGAAAAAAAUAAUGGGCUAAUUAAGCAAAAAAGUUCUCACUUGUCUGAGUUGGAUGCUGACAAGGACAGGAGGAAAGACACGCAUCGUGUGAUCGUUGAGUGGCACAAAUGGGCCUCCAUAUGGCUGCUCAUCAAAGAAAUCGACAGAGCAGUUUCCAUGAUCAAAUUUUAGUGUGAUGUUGCAUCUUGUCAGCUGUUUAAGCAUUACGAAAAAAUCCCAACUCUGCUGAUUCACGUUUCAUGUAGUAUGGGACUACUUUCCCUGCUAGAUUUGGCUUCCUGUAGCCGAUCAUCCGGACAGCACAUGAAUGCACAAGAGCAGCACCAGUUUGGUUUAGUGUCACGCAGCAUGCGGAGUGUUGUGUUUUUGGGCUGCUUGUCUCUCACAGGCAGGUGCUGCCGACCUACGACAGCCUGGACGAGCCGUCUGUCAAACGCAUGAGCACCAUCUUCACGUCGGCCCUCAACGUAGUCACCAUCUUCUACAUCACCGUGGGUUUCUUCGGCUACGUCAGUUUCACAGAGAACAUUGCCGGCAACGUGCUGAUGAACUUCCCGUCCAACCUGGUGACAGAGAUGAUCCGGGUGGGCUUCAUGAUGUCUGUUGCUGUGGGAUUUCCCAUGAUGAUCCUGCCUUGCCGCCAGGCCAUCAAUACCAUGCUUUUUGAGCAGCAG
Plectropomus leopardus (leopard coralgrouper) is the source of this 1260-nucleotide messenger RNA. Lineage: Eukaryota; Metazoa; Chordata; Actinopteri; Perciformes; Serranidae. The record is from RefSeq and is a predicted model, not a curated record.